Messenger RNA from Pteronotus mesoamericanus, 2344 nucleotides. RefSeq names its product ADAM metallopeptidase domain 11 (gene ADAM11). Gene Ontology annotation, biological process: proteolysis. Gene Ontology annotation, molecular function: metalloendopeptidase activity. The record is from RefSeq and is a predicted model, not a curated record. Lineage: Eukaryota; Metazoa; Chordata; Mammalia; Chiroptera; Mormoopidae. The coding region runs from base 14 to 2344 and encodes 776 amino acids. The transcript has 26 exons.
UUAUGAACGAGCCAUGAGGCGGCUGCGGCGCUGGGCGGUCGCGGCGCUGCUGCUGCUGCUGCCGCUGCUCCCCGCGCCCGGUCUUGGGACCCGGGGUUCUGCUGGAGCUCUGCGUUGGAGGGUCUCACCCCAGUUGUGGGGCCCAGAAGCUGCUGAGGUCACAGAGCCCAGCCGUCUGGUUGGGGAGAGCUCCGGGGGAGAGGUCCGAAAGCAGCAGCUGGACACCAGGGUCCGCCAGGAGCCACCCCGCGGCCCGCCUGUGCACCUGGCCCAGGUGAGUUUCGUCAUCCCAGCCUUCAACUCCAACUUCACUCUGGACCUGGAGCUGAACCAUCACCUCCUCUCCUCUAAAUACGUGGAGCGCCAUUUCAGCCGGGAGGGCACAACCCAGCAUAGCACUGGGGCUGGAGACCACUGCUACUACCAGGGCAAGCUCCGAGGGAACCCGUACUCCUUCGCCGCUCUCUCCACCUGCCAGGGGCUGCACGGGGUCUUCUCUGAUGGGAACUUCACCUACAUCGUGGAACCCCGGGAGAUGGCCGGGCCUCGGGAAGCCCCCCAGGGGCCCCUUCCCCACCUCAUUUACCGGACCUCUCUCCUCCCAGCCCCCACCAGAUGCAGGGAACCAGACUGCCUGUUCGCUGCCCCUGCCCGUUCUGCUCCUCCGAACCGGCCGAGGCUGAGAAGGAAAAGGCAGGUCCGCCGGGGACACCCCACAGUGCACAGCGAGACGAAGUAUGUGGAGCUGAUCGUGAUCAACGACCACCAGCUGUUCGAGCAGAUGCGACAGUCAGUGGUCCUCACCAGCAACUUUGCCAAGUCUGUGGUGAACCUGGCAGAUGUGAUGUACAAGGAGCAGCUCAAUACCCGGAUAGUGCUGGUUGCCAUGGAAACAUGGGCAGAUGGGGACAAGAUCCAGGUGCAGGAUGACCUCCUGGAGACCCUGGCCCGGCUCAUGGUCUAUAGGCGGGAGGGCCUGCCUGAGCCCAGCGAUGCCACCCACCUCUUCUCGGGCAGGACUUUCCAAAGCACCAGCAGUGGGGCUGCCUACGUGGGAGGCAUCUGCUCUCUCUCCAGGGGUGGGGGUGUGAAUGAGUACGACAACAUGGGCGCCAUGGCGGUGACUCUGGCCCAGACCCUGGGGCAGAAUCUGGGCAUGAUGUGGAAUAAACACCGGAGCUCAGCAGGGGACUGCAAGUGUCCGGACAACUGGCUGGGCUGCAUCAUGGAGGACACUGGGUUCUACCUGCCUCGCAAGUUCUCGCGCUGCAGCAUCGACGAGUACAAUCAGUUUCUGCAGGAGGGCGGCGGGAGCUGCCUCUUCAAUAAGCCCCUCAAGCUACUGGACCCCCCUGAGUGCGGAAACGGCUUCGUGGAGGCGGGGGAGGAGUGUGACUGCGGCUCUGUGCAGGAGUGCAGCCGAGCGGGCGGGAACUGUUGCAAGAAAUGCACCCUGACUCACGACGCCAUGUGCAGCGACGGGCUUUGCUGUCGCCGUUGCAAGUACGAACCGCGGGGUGUGUCCUGUCGAGAGGCCGUGAACGAGUGCGACAUCGCGGAGACCUGCACCGGCGACUCGAGCCAGUGCCCCCCUAACCUACACAAGCUGGACGGUUACUACUGUGACCAUGAACAGGGCCGCUGCUAUGGAGGUCGCUGCAAAACCCGGGACCGGCAGUGCCAGGCCCUUUGGGGCCAUGUGGCUGCUGAUCGUUUCUGCUACGAGAAGCUGAAUGUGGAGGGGACAGAGCGUGGGAACUGUGGGCGCAAGGGGUCAGGUUGGAUCCAGUGCAAUAAACAGGAUGUGCUCUGUGGCUUCCUCCUCUGCGUCAACAUCUCUGGAGCUCCUCGGCUGGGGGACCUAGGAGGAGACAUCAGCAGUGUCACCUUCUACCACCAGGGCAAGGAGCUGGACUGCAGGGGUGGCCACGUGCAGUUGGCCGAUGGCUCGGACCUGAGCUACGUGGAGGAUGGCACGGCCUGUGGGCCCAACAUGCUGUGCCUGGAUCACCGCUGCCUGCCAGCCUCUGCCUUCAACUUCAGCACCUGCCCAGGCAGCGGGGAGCGCCGCAUCUGCUCCCACCAUGGGGUCUGCAGCAACGAAGGGAAGUGCAUCUGUCAGCCAGACUGGACAGGCAAAGACUGCAGUAUCCACAACCCCCUGCCCACAUCUCCGCCUACCGGGGAGACGGAGAAAUAUAAGGGUCCCAGUGGCACCAACAUCAUCAUCGGCUCCAUCGCCGGGGCUGUCCUGGUUGCAGCCAUCGUCCUGGGCGGCACGGGCUGGGGAUUUAAAAACAUCCGGCGAGGAAGGUAUGACCCGACCCAGCAGGGGGCAGUGUGA